Lolium rigidum is the source of this 825-nucleotide messenger RNA. Its product is annotated as noroxomaritidine/norcraugsodine reductase-like. The transcript is spliced from 3 exons. NCBI's taxonomy places the organism in Eukaryota, Viridiplantae, Streptophyta, Magnoliopsida, Poales, Poaceae. Bases 1 to 825 code for a protein of 274 amino acids. Gene Ontology annotation, molecular function: oxidoreductase activity. The record is from RefSeq and is a predicted model, not a curated record.
AUGGCCGCUGCUGCCGCCGCAUCACGCCGGAGCAUGGGGGAGAGGUGGGGCCUUGCCGGCACCACGGCCCUCGUCACCGGCGGCAGCAAAGGGAUCGGGCAUGCGAUUGUGGAGGAGCUGGCGGAGCUCGGCGCGAGGGUGCACACGUGCUCCCGGAACGCGGCGGAGCUGGAGGAGUGCCGUCGGCGGUGGGAGGAGAAGAACCUCCGCGUCACCGUCUCCGUCUGCGACGUCUCCGUGCGCGCCGAGAGGGAGAAGCUCAUGGACACGGUGAAGCGAGCCUUCGGCGGCAAGCUGGACGUCCUGGUGAACAACGCGGCGCAGUCGAUGGUGAAGCCGGCGACGGAGUGCACCGGCGAGGACUACGCGCGGGUGAUGGCCACCAACCUCGAAUCGUGCUUCCACCUCGCCCAGCUCGCGCAUCCGCUGCUGCUCUCUGGCCGCGGCAGAGGUGGCGGCUGCGGCGGAGGAAGCGUCGUCCACAUCUCCUCCAUCGCCGGGUUCGUCGGCUUCCCGGGCCUCACCGUCUACUCCAUGGCGAAAGGGGCCAUGAACCAGCUCACCCGCAGCCUCGCCGCCGAGUGGGCCGGCGACGGCAUACGGGUCAACUGUGUCGCGCCCGGCGGCAUCAACACCGACAUCGCCAAAAACGUGCAGGAGACGAUGGACCCGGAGAUGGUGAGCAGCCAGGCGGCGAGGGUGCCGAUGGGGCGGCUGGGCGAGACAUCGGAGGUGGCUUCGGUGGUAGCAUUCCUCUGCAUGCCGGGGGCCUCCUAUAUCACCGGCCAAGUCCUCUGCGUCGACGGUGGAUGCACCAUUGCUUGA